This is a messenger RNA of Ostrinia furnacalis (Asian corn borer), 2306 nucleotides long. RefSeq names its product Decapping enzyme, scavenger (gene Dcps). The record is from RefSeq and is a predicted model, not a curated record. NCBI's taxonomy places the organism in Eukaryota, Metazoa, Arthropoda, Insecta, Lepidoptera, Crambidae. Gene Ontology annotation, biological process: protein monoubiquitination; protein polyubiquitination; protein autoubiquitination. The coding region runs from base 1048 to 2286 and encodes 412 amino acids. The transcript has 4 exons. Gene Ontology annotation, cellular component: ubiquitin ligase complex; nucleus; P-body. Gene Ontology annotation, molecular function: RNA 7-methylguanosine cap binding; hydrolase activity; ubiquitin conjugating enzyme binding.
CGACCCUGAUCACCAAAAUGACGUUGAUGCACCUUGUGCAAAGAAAAUAAAAAUUUCACAACAUAACGAUAAUAGUGUGAGUGAGAAUAAUUUGGAAUUGAAAGAAUUUAUACCGGAGAAAAUAUUGAACAAUAAUACGAAUAGGAAGACGGUUACCAUUCAGGGUAAAUUUAAGGGUAAAAGUGGCGUGGCUUUGGUUUUAUUUGAGAAAAAUGCGUUCAAAGAGGAAGAUUUGAAUGAUACGGGCUAUUUUUCGGCGGACACAGAGCUCAAAACGUUUUUCCAGAACGAUAUUUACGGAAAUUACGAGUGCUUCCCGCUUCGCGCGUUGAAUGGCGUUAAAACUACAGUGAUAUAUCCAGCUACAGAGAAGCAUAUCACAAAGUUUACCUUGCAAGAGGUCCACCUUAUAUUGGAGGCUCCGAAACUUUACGAGAAGUUAACGCUACCACAUAUUGAGAAAGAACAGUUCAAUUUGCAGUGGGUAUAUAACAUCUUAGAAGGCAAAAGUGAGCAGGACAGAAUUGUCCACAACAACAAGUGCGAGAAGGAAGGCUUUGUACUGCUCCCUGACCUCAAGUGGGACGGUGUGACGAAAGAGACUCUGUAUCUGCUUGCUAUUGUGCGUCAGAAGGGCAUCAAGUCAUUGAGGGAUUUGGACGGUAGCCACCUUCCGCUGUUGAAAAGAGUCCGGGACGAAGGAAAGAAAAGUAUCCUAGACAAGUACAAGGUCCCAGGCACUCAGCUGCGGAUCUACCUGCACUACCAACCGUCGUUCUACCACCUUCACGUCCAUUUCACGUACUUGAGGCACGAGGCACCCGGCAUCUAUGCAGAGAAGUCCCACCUCCUCGACACGGUCAUCGACAACAUCGAAAUGAUGGGAGACUACUACAAAAAAGCAACUUUACCUUUCACCAUCCGAGAGAUGGACAAUAUCUUCAAUGUUUACGAAACCAACGGAUAUGUGCAAAGAAUUAAACCAAAUAUUAAGAUCGAGCUAAUUGAGGCUAAAGAUCCAUUGAGUAUCGAUUAAUUUAAGCAAAAAUGUUGAUCAAGAAUAUUUUUAUGGAGCUGCGCUCAAGGCUGCGAAGCUGUAACGUUUAUAUUACCACUGGAGUUGAUUUCAGCAAGAAUUGCAAUUUGAAAAUCAGCAUACAAUCCAACUGUAUCGUCAUCAAUCUUUACGACGAUUAUAAGUUGAAGAGAAGCGACAGUCUUUCCUCCAUUGAAAGCUUGUCGGACUGUGAUGAAUAUGACGAAGAAACGGAUGUUACCGCAGUUAUUCCUAUCGAUGAGUUCUGCUAUCUAAUACCGAAUUCUAUGUCAUGUCUUAAAAUUAACCAAAAUACGAUUUCCUUCCGGAUUCUCACCGAACCAAAGAACGGUGGUAAUUUCUAUAAUGAAAUCUUGUCUCCGAAUAAAUCGCCAGACUCAGUAAAAACUAGCAAGUUGAAGAUAAACGUCCAAGUUGAUAAUGAGCUGAAGUUUAUCUGCAGAAACUGUUCUAAUGUCGUUUCCGAAGAGUCAGUGAAGUUUGACCGCGUUUUAGAGCUUCCGUCGGUCAACAUGGAUAUAUCGGACUGGUUCUGCCAUGCUCAUGGCAGUACAAACCAUGAGGAAGUCUUGAAACCAAACAAGAAAGAUUUCCUCUACAGACUCACAUUCUUUCAAAUCAACAAGAACUCUUUGGCUGAAAAAACCAACAGGUUCAAUUCCAAAAGAGAUAUUUACCAUUGCAACCGAUGCCUGGCCUGGCUGGGACUCAAAACCAAGGAUAGUGUGAAACUAUUCAAUACAGAAGUAAAAAUAAUUCAAAAUGGCACGGAGCAGGCUGUAUUUUCUCACAAGUCUCCUUCAGAUAACAUGACAACCGAUGAUUUUAUAUUUACCAUUGAAAAAAUGACUCAAGAAUUCAACCUCGGAUUACAAUACACAGUAAUGUGCAAAAUUGUCUUGGAGUGUGCUAUUUCAGCCAAUAACAAGCAAUACUUACUCAUUUGGGUGAUGGAUAGGGAACUGCAAGUACUGAAAAACAUUGGAGAGUUUAUUGAAAAUGAUAAAAUUAAAUUACAGUCGAAUUUACUUACAAAGAUUUUGUAUAAAGUGGAGUCUUCCUUGAAUGAGGAGGUGGAAACCUGGCUUACGGAUCCAACGGUCGUCUCAACAGACAUAUCAAAGAAAAUGUUCCUCACAGGAGUAGAACAUUUACAGAACAUGUCUCUGAAAGUGCCAGAAUGUUUUCGCAAUACGAACGGCUAUUGUGUAAGUUACUUAAAAGUUUAAAUAUAUUAAUUUGCAAGAUA